Molecule: messenger RNA, 672 nt
Organism: Arctia plantaginis
Lineage: Eukaryota; Metazoa; Arthropoda; Insecta; Lepidoptera; Erebidae
Source: the annotation of a GenBank genome assembly
AUGAUCACACCUAUCCAGGUCUUCGUUUUAUUCGCUUUAAUACAGAUGAUAUGCGCCGAAUUUGACGAACUAGGUCCUGAAGUUCCUAUAGAUCCAAGUAUACCUGUAGAUUGUUAUUACCCACCGGAUAACGUACAUGAUAAGAUUACUUCGAAAUUUCAUUACAUUCAUAUAAGAGGACCAAUACCACGUUCUCAAGAACAGGUGAAUCUUCAUGACUGCUGCCCUGUUAAUCAGCUGUUUCACGACAGAGAUUUGGCAAACUGCGGUUUCAAGUUACCUGAUAAUUCCAAACCUUGGAAGUCCAGAGAUUGCUCCCCCAGAAUAUGUAUAUUCAAGAAACAUAAUCUUUUGCACGUGAAUGAAACAAUUAACUAUGAUGCAAUGGCGUUAUACUUAGAUAAAUGGGCCGAAAACCAGCAUAAUAUUGCUGACGGUGUGAACGAAGCGAAAAGAAUAUGCUUUGGUAAGAAAGAUGGACCACCUGUACCCCAGAAACCCUUCGGCACGUUCCAUCAUGUUCCAUGCGAAGUGGACAGGUUACUUAUAUGCAUAAGAAGCAAUGUUAUAUGGAAUUGCAAACAGAAUGAGCGUGCUCCUGGUUGCAAGAAACUUGGAAAUCACAUGAAAAAGUGUAAACAGUAUUUGUACAAAGAGAUACCAACUGAAUAA